AUGCGCUCGGUGGAUCCCAUAUUCAACGAAAAGGACGGCCUACUCGAAGAACUCAUGUGUCCUAAACCUAAACCAUCUGCUAUGGGGAUAGAUGGAUCACCUGCGCGCCCAGGAGCCUUAGUGCCAGCAGACUCAAACCACAUAGACGGCCGAGAGAUCUCCGUUCAGCACCAUAUUCAACAGCAAGGACAAAGUCUCGAUCAUAUCUCCAGCUCCGUCAGCACUCUACACGAUACAAUGCAUGAGCUGAAGAACGCAUUUACCGCCAUGCGCAUCGAACUAAAUGGACCGAACCGUUUCCCGAGCGAACAAGACCUUGCGAAUACUGAUUUCAAUAUGGUCACAACAGUGUUGAAGGAACUGAAAUCCAAAGCGGACGAGAUAGAGAAGCUGAAGCUGGAGAUUGAGGCAUUGAAGCUCCGUAACCGUUUCAUGGACGAACAAACGGCAAGACAGGCGCAGCAGUCCUUGGUUGUUGAGGCACCUCUUCCGGAAGUUAGAUCUCCGGGACUCCUUCAGGGUGACCAUGGCAGCAGAAAGCGACCCUUUCCGUUCCCAGAGCACUACAACGGCGUCCACGGAAGGCCGGUACCGGAUUCAUUCGACGAUGACGAUCUCGAAGACAAUUUGGCUGAGUUUUCCCUGGGAGAAAGAGAGAUUGAUAUACCGUCGUCCGUUAAGAUUCCUUUGAAAGACCACGAAACGACCAUGGAGUCAACCCAUGAUCCGUCUCCACGCCUUCAGAUCGAAGUAAAUCACUCAACAUACCACACACCCCCAUCGCUCUCUUCCGAUGAACCCGCCGCAAAACGGCCGCGACUCUCUUCAAGCGCAAACUCGAACCCCAACAAAAAGCCGAGAGGCCGACCUUCUCGCAAGUCAAUCAGCCAGACAGAUGCGACCCGGAUCUUUAAUCCAAGCCCUCUAAAUGAACAAACCACACAAUCCAAACCCACCGACCAGGAAAAGACCUUGGAAAAUCGCCCAACCCGUUCAAACAGACUUCGCAGCCGCUCACGCGCCGCCUCGCCGAACGCAAGGACACGAAACCGGCAGUCAUUAGAUAACAGUGACAAGACGCAAGAAAACACAAGCAUAAACACACCCACAGAACCAUCCGCGCAGCUCGCCGUGGAACUAGGCAAGGAAAACGCCGACCUGGAUAUCACCGCACCCCACGCUAACGAGGGCAAGAAAACAAAAGCCGAACUCAACGAACGGCGUAAGGCGCAGGCCGCCGCAAGGGAUCAUAUGGUCAAGCUGGCGAUGCAGCGCGAAGAGGCUAUGGAUACUGAGGAGUCUCGCUAG
This is a messenger RNA of Aspergillus mulundensis, 1308 nucleotides long. RefSeq lists its product as uncharacterized. Bases 1 to 1308 code for a protein of 435 amino acids. NCBI's taxonomy places the organism in Eukaryota, Fungi, Ascomycota, Eurotiomycetes, Eurotiales, Aspergillaceae. The record is from RefSeq and is a predicted model, not a curated record. The transcript has a single exon.